CUUGUCGACCUGGAGUUGACCUCUUCUUUACUGUCUGCACCACCGUCGACCGGUGCCGCGAGCGCCCUCCUUGCUGUAUAUAUGCAUCACAAUGCAACACCUCUAUGCGUAUACUCGAUAUGCUUUCGUCGGUCUUUUCCUCGUUUUCAAUGCUAUCAAUGCUAGCGUCGCUGUCUGGAACCUCAGUCUUAUCCAAUUAAUAGGAUUGAAAUAUCCUCUUGAUAUCUAUUUAACCGUCGUUGGUGCUUGUGGGCUUGCCAUGUCCUUCUUAAUUGUCUUCGUCGAAGCUGCGUACGACAGUCCUAUAACGGGACGUGUGUGGUUUGAGUGUACAUGGGUCGGGCUAUUCCUUGUCAUGAAUUUUUGUGGUGCCGUCGCAUUGUCGGCAUUAAAGCCUGCGCUCUGCACAUUUGACGCGCGCCGCCGAAUCGGUGAUAUUGGUUGUGUAUCCAAUCGAGUUAUCCUGGCUUUCUCAUGGAUCACUAUUGUUCUUCUGUCUGGAUACCUGAUGAUGUUAACUAUAACCUGCCUCAUUCGACAGAAGACGGAUACACGAAUAUGGCUCUAUCACAUUCGUGAUCUCGAUACCCCCAGCAGCCGUCUGCCAAGCCCGCCUACGUCUCCGACCAUACCUUAUUUCCGUAAAGAUAACGCUACUAUCGUUGCGCCCCUACCUCGGCGACCAGGACCUUCCGUAAACAUGAUGAGAGGCCUUGACUCUUCGUACGAUGUGGAAGCCUACGAACCGCCACCAGUGCCGAGGGUUCCCAGGCACAACAAUUUCGCCCUCCAGCACAAGUACUCAUCAGGCAAUCAAGCUACCGCCCCCUCCCUAUAUCCGCAAUACGUUCAGCCAUCUAUGGUGAUAACACCUUCUCGUAUGCCGAUGCAGGAAUCACCACGUUCACAGCCAAACAAUCCUCCUUCUCCUCCACCACUUGGUGAUUGGCCUAGAGCUGAUAUCCUUUCAAGACCUAUACCGGUCGACUCAAACACCACAUCGAGUAAGACCGACGGGGCCUAGGAUCCCAUCCACUCGUACCCGCCCGCCACAGCUGGAUCUGCACGUCACGUCGCCUACCAAAGGCAAAGAACGGCGGAGACCGGACUCGGAUUCAUUAUGAUUUCACUAUGUACUCGUUCACUGGUUCUGGAUGGGCUAUGUUGUUGUAGGUUAUUAAUAAGGAUGUUAUUUGAUGU
Messenger RNA from Desarmillaria tabescens, 1200 nucleotides. RefSeq lists its product as uncharacterized. Bases 92 to 1024 code for a protein of 310 amino acids. Lineage: Eukaryota; Fungi; Basidiomycota; Agaricomycetes; Agaricales; Physalacriaceae. The record is from RefSeq and is a predicted model, not a curated record. The transcript is spliced from 8 exons.